AUGGCAAAGCCCAAAUACUCCCAUCUUUCUCUUUCUCUCCUCCUCUUCAUCACCAUCAUCACUUCAUCUCCACCGUCACUUGCAUCACGACUGUCCAAUUUCCCCUCCUCCAGAUGGGCCCCACGCUUCCUGGGCAAGUUCUCAAGCUCUUCACCACCAAAACAACCUCAACCACCGAAACGACAACAACAGCAACCACAAAUCAUAUACGAAACCCGAUAUUUCGCUCAGCGUCUUGACCAUUUCAGCUUCUCGGAUUCCCCGAGGUUCAAACAGCGGUACCUCAUCAACACCGAGCACUGGGUGGGCCCAGAGCGACUGGGCCCCAUCUUCUUCUACUGCGGCAACGAAGGUGACAUCGAAUGGUUCGCCGAAAACACCGGCUUCGUCUGGGAAGUCGCCCCCCAAUUUGGCGCUAUGAUCCUCUUUCCCGAACACCGGUACUAUGGAGAGUCCAUGCCGUAUGGGAGUAAAGACGAGGCGUAUAAGAAUGCCAGUACGCUGUCGUUUCUCACGGCCGAGCAAGCCCUCGCUGAUUUUGCCGUAUUAAUCACGGAGCUCAAGCGAAAUUUGCGGGCGGAAGGUUGCCCCGUCGUGCUUUUCGGUGGAUCCUAUGGCGGAAUGUUAGCAGCCUGGAUGAGGCUUAAGUAUCCUCACAUUGCAAUUGGUGCACUUGCUUCUUCGGCACCAAUUCUUCAAUUCGAAGAUAUUGUGCCACCAGAAACGUUUUACGAUAUCGUUUCUAAUGGUUUCAAGCGUGAAAGCAACAGCUGCUUUAACACUAUAAAAGAGUCCUGGGAUACAUUGGUAACCGAGGGUAAGAAGCAAAACGGCCUUCGCCAGCUGACAAAAAUUUUCCAUUUAUGUCGGGAACUAAAUAGUACCAAUGAUCUUGCAAAUUGGUUGGAGUCUGCGUAUAGUUAUUUGGCAAUGGUGAACUACCCAUAUGCUGCUGAAUUUGUAAUGCCUUUGCCAGGACACCCGAUAAAAGAGGUUUGCAGAAAGAUUGAUGGUUGUCCUGAUGGGACUAGCACACUGGAGCGCAUAUUUGAAGGUGUAAGCAUAUUCUACAAUUACACUGGACAAGCUAAAUGCUUUGAGCUGAUAGAUGAUUCCGACGUUGGCACGGAUGGGUGGAAUUGGCAGGCUUGCACAGAGAUGGUUAUGCCUAUGUCUUGUAGCCAGGAUGCAAGCAUGUUUCAAACCUAUGAUUAUAAUCUCUCUUCUUUUCAAGAGGAGUGCUGGAAGGAUCACAAUGUGAAACCAAGGCCUACACGGAUCACAACAGAAUUUGGCGGACAUGAUAUUAAGGCCACCUUGAAAUCGUUUGGAAGCAAUAUCAUUUUCUCCAAUGGCUUAUUGGAUCCAUGGAGUGGUGGCAGUGUCCUGCAGAAUGUAUCAGAAACUAUCGUUGCUCUUGUUACCGAAGAAGGUGCCCACCACAUAGAUUUGCGUUUCUCAAAGAAAGAAGAUCCUGAAUGGUUGGUAGAUCAAAGGGCAACUGAAAUUAGGCUGAUAGAAGGGUGGUUAGAGAAAUUCUAUCAAGAAAGGAAAUCAAAAUUUGACAUGUAG
Messenger RNA from Prunus armeniaca (apricot), 1572 nucleotides. Lineage: Eukaryota; Viridiplantae; Streptophyta; Magnoliopsida; Rosales; Rosaceae. The record is from the annotation of a GenBank genome assembly.